Molecule: messenger RNA, 2286 nt
Organism: Parastagonospora nodorum SN15
Lineage: Eukaryota; Fungi; Ascomycota; Dothideomycetes; Pleosporales; Phaeosphaeriaceae
Exons: 2
Coding region: 1-1938 (645 amino acids)
Biological process (GO): protein refolding; cellular response to unfolded protein
Cellular component (GO): cytoplasm; mitochondrion
Molecular function (GO): ATP hydrolysis activity; heat shock protein binding; ATP-dependent protein folding chaperone
Source: RefSeq, a predicted model, not a curated record
AUGAGGGCCCCAAUGGGCUCCAAGUUUGUACGAGGAUACGCUGAGGGCGGCGAGGAGAAGGUCAAGGGCUCCGUCAUCGGUAUCGAUCUGGGUACCACCAACUCCGCUGUCGCCGUCAUGGAGGGCAAGGUACCACGCAUCAUUGAGAACUCGGAAGUCGUUGGUUUCACCAAGGAAGGCGAGCGUCUUGUCGGUAUCGCCGCCAAGCGCCAGGCUGUUGUCAACCCAGAGAACACACUUUUCGCUACCAAGCGUCUGAUCGGCCGCAAGUUCACCGAUGCUGAGGUCCAGCGCGACAUCCAGCAGGUUCCCUACAAGAUUGUCCAGCACACCAACGGCGAUGCUUGGCUCGAGGCCCAGGGUCAGAAGUACUCGCCCUCGCAGGUGGGUGGCUUCGUCCUCGGAAAGAUGAAGGAGACCGCCGAGUCCUACAUGGGCAAGAACGUCAAGAACGCCGUCGUCACUGUUCCUGCCUACUUCAACGACUCCCAGCGUCAAGCCACCAAGGACGCUGGACAGAUUGCUGGUCUGAACGUCCUCCGUGUCGUCAACGAGCCUACCGCCGCUGCCCUCGCUUACGGUCUUGACAAGGCCACCGACGCUGUCGUUGCUGUCUACGAUCUCGGAGGUGGUACUUUCGAUAUCUCCAUCCUCGAAAUCCAGAACGGUGUCUUUGAGGUCAAGUCCACCAACGGUGACACUCACCUUGGUGGUGAGGACUUCGACAUCACCCUCGUGCGCCACCUCGUCCAGCAAUUCAAGAAGGAGCAGGGCAUCGAUCUGAACAGCGACCGCAUGGCCAUUCAGCGUAUUCGUGAGGCUGCCGAGAAGGCCAAGAUCGAGCUGUCGUCCUCUUCGCAAACCGACAUCAACCUGCCCUUCAUCACCGCCGAUGCAUCCGGACCCAAGCACAUCAACACCAAGCUCACCCGUGCUCAGCUCGAGAAGAUGAUGGAUCCCCUCAUUAGCCGCACUGUGGACCCAGUCCGCAAGGCCCUCAAGGACGCCAACCUCCAGCCCAAGGAGAUCUCCGAGGUCAUCCUGGUUGGAGGUAUGACCCGUAUGCCCAAGGUUACCGAGUCCGUCAAGAGCAUCUUUGGCCGUGACCCUGCCAAGUCUGUCAACCCCGAUGAGGCUGUAGCCAUCGGUGCCGCGAUUCAGGGUGCCGUUCUCGCUGGUGAGGUCACUGACCUGCUCCUUCUCGACGUCACUCCUCUGUCUCUUGGUAUCGAGACCCUCGGUGGUGUCUUCACCCGUUUGAUCAACCGUAACACCACUAUCCCCACCAAGAAGUCCCAGGUCUUCUCUACGGCCGCCGACUUCCAGAGCGCCGUUGAGAUCAAGGUCUACCAGGGCGAGCGUGAGCUCGUUCGCGACAACAAGCUGCUAGGCAACUUCCAGCUCGUUGGCAUUCCUCCGGCUCACCGCGGUGUCCCUCAGAUCGAGGUCACCUUCGACAUUGACGCUGACUCCAUUGUUCACGUGCACGCCAAGGACAAGUCCACCAACAAGGACCAGUCCAUCACCAUUGCCUCCGGUUCCGGUCUCUCUGACACCGAAAUCGAGUCCAUGGUCCGCGACUCUGAGCAGUACGCCGAGCAGGACAAGGAGCGCAAGAACGCUAUUGAGGCUGCCAACCGCGCCGACAGCGUCGUCAACGACACCGAGAAGGCUCUCAAGGAGUUCGAAGACCGUCUUGACAAGGCCGAGGCCGAGAAGAUCAAGGAGAAGAUCACCACUAUGCGUGAAUUCAUUGCCACGAGCCAGACUGGCGAGGGUACUGCCACCGCUGCUGAGAUCAAGGAGAAGACCGACGAGCUCCAGAACGCCAGCUUGAGCUUGUUCGACCAGAUGCACAAGGCUCGCUCCGAGAGCCAGAACUCUGGUGAGCAGCAGCAGCAACAGCCAGGCGAGGGCGAGGGCGAGAAGAAGCCGUAAAUGCUCUGAUCGCACUUCCUCAAUUCGUCAUCUCUCUUCUUUUUAGUAUUUCACGCGAAAAAGCAGGCGUCUUUGCAUCCGGUCAUCAUCGGUCUGGUUGGGUCUCUAGACUUGUAUAUUUUCCUACAUCUUGUACUUAUACCUCUGUUCGGUUCUCUUCUCCGAACCAAAUGCGUAUCACAGCCUCGCAUCAUUUUCGGUCGACCUGGGAUGAAAAAGGCAUAACGACAACAUCUGGCAGAAGGAAAUGUGACGGAAGACAUGAUCGUACAAUGACCAAGACGAGUGUACUAUAGUGCAGAGCCGCGAGAUAAUGUUGCAUCUCCGCUCUACAACCAAUUUACUUAA